CUCUCUCUCUCUCUCUCUCUCUCUCUCUACCCUCACCCCCAGCUGUUGCUAGCUGUCUCCCUCAUCCCUUGUCAUGUGACCCUGCUCCUCCUCCUCCUCCUCCCCCCACCCCUCCCACCUCAGAGGCUCAGACCCAACUUAAGCUUCCGUGCCACCACCAUCCUAAAAACGAAGGCAAAGAGAGUGGCCAAUUGUAGCAGAGACAAGUGCCUCCCUUCAUCCUUCAAUUUGAAUGCAGGCCAUGAGGAAGCAGCAGCGCACCUCCCGUACCAUCAGCUAGCAUUGGCUGUCCAAUCUGAUCAUCUCAACUCGAUCUGUACAUAUGCAGAGAUCAGUGGGAGCAACCGCGCAGCUACCUCCCAAGGUGCCCAACACCAUGUCCGGUAACUGGUCUUACUUCGGCCACCACGCCGCCCCCUCCGCUGCAUUGGGCCCCCACCAUUUCCUCCCGGCUGCCGCGCCGCCCGCCCCCGGCUCCCAGCCCUCCUGGGUGGACGAGUUCCUCGACUUCUCUGCCGCCCGGCGCAGCCAACACCGCCGCAUCGCCAGCGACUCCGUCGCCUUCCUCGAGGCCCCGCUCGUCGACGAGGGCGGCGGCUUCGACCGCCUCGAUGACGACCAGCUCAUGUCCAUGUUCUCGGACGAGGUGCCGGCGCCGCCGUCGUCCUCGUCCGGCGUCCCCGCGUCGUCGUCGUCCCCGUCGGACCACACCGACGUCAACGAGGACAAGGCUGGUGCUGCGGAUCAGGUGGCCGCGGGUGGGCCGGAAGAGGCGCAAAGCGUAUGCAAGACAGAGCCGGAGGCAGUCACCGCGGCGAUGACGACCAAACCGGCCGCGGAGUCGGAGACAUUCGUUGACCCCAAGAGGGUGAAGAGGAUCUUAGCGAACAGGCAGUCGGCGCAGAGGUCCCGAGUGCGCAAGCUUCAGUACAUUUCGGAGCUGGAGCGCAGCGUGACAUCGUUGCAGACCGAAGUAUCAGCUUUGUCUCCUCGGGUCGCAUUCCUGGAUCAUCAGCGCUCCAUUCUCACGAUGGGCAAUAGCCAUCUCAAGCAGCGGAUUGCGGCACUCGCGCAGGACAAGAUCUUCAAGGAUGCACAUCAAGAAGCGUUGAAGAAGGAGAUCGAGAGACUCAGGCAAGUCUACCAUCAGCUGAAUCUUGACAAGAUGGCGGCGUCCAACGCCGAACCUGCUGCGCGUACGGAGAAGGAAUUGCGCAGCUGACAGCAGAGACCACGCCACAUGAAUCUGAAGAGAAGGAUCUGUGGCUUUCGGUGUUCCAGGUCGAUGUAUUAUUGUUCAUGCAUGUUAUGUUGCUCAUUCUUUUCAUCUUCGUUUUCUUUUUUGCUUCUUUUUCUUUCUUUCUUUC
Messenger RNA from Musa acuminata subsp. malaccensis (wild Malaysian banana), 1367 nucleotides. RefSeq names its product basic leucine zipper 61-like. Gene Ontology annotation, cellular component: nucleus. Gene Ontology annotation, molecular function: DNA binding; DNA-binding transcription factor activity. Lineage: Eukaryota; Viridiplantae; Streptophyta; Magnoliopsida; Zingiberales; Musaceae. The record is from RefSeq and is a predicted model, not a curated record. Gene Ontology annotation, biological process: positive regulation of DNA-templated transcription.